Messenger RNA from Schizosaccharomyces osmophilus, 411 nucleotides. RefSeq names its product histone H3 h3.3 (gene hht3). NCBI's taxonomy places the organism in Eukaryota, Fungi, Ascomycota, Schizosaccharomycetes, Schizosaccharomycetales, Schizosaccharomycetaceae. Gene Ontology annotation, molecular function: DNA binding; structural constituent of chromatin; protein heterodimerization activity. The transcript has a single exon. Gene Ontology annotation, cellular component: nucleosome. The coding region runs from base 1 to 411 and encodes 136 amino acids. The record is from RefSeq and is a predicted model, not a curated record.
AUGGCUCGUACUAAGCAAACCGCACGUAAAUCCACCGGUGGUAAGGCCCCUCGUAAGCAACUUGCUUCCAAGGCCGCCCGUAAAGCUGCUCCCGCAACUGGUGGUGUCAAGAAGCCUCACCGUUAUCGUCCUGGUACCGUCGCUCUUCGUGAAAUCCGUCGUUACCAAAAGUCGACUGAAUUGUUGAUCCGUAAGCUUCCUUUCCAACGUUUGGUCCGUGAAAUUGCUCAAGAUUUCAAGACUGACUUGCGUUUCCAAUCUUCUGCCGUCGGUGCUCUCCAAGAAGCCGUCGAAGCUUACCUUGUUUCUCUUUUCGAAGACACUAACUUGUGUGCUAUUCACGGUAAGCGUGUCACCAUUCAACCCAAGGAUAUGCAAUUGGCCCGUCGUCUUCGUGGCGAACGUGCUUAA